ACUGUAUUUCUGUGUCUUUAUUUAGUCCUUCCUGUUAUCUGGCCAGCGAAGCGGCGCUCUGCAUGGAGGACGGAGGGAGGGUGGAAGGGUGAGCUGUCAGUAGGACUGGUGGACAGGUUGGUCUGUUUCUUUACCCUGCCAAGUCUUCUGUCCAUCAGUGUGACAGAGCUGCGUGCAUUUUGUGGAUUUAUCUCUGUUUAAGACUGUGAGUGACACCUGGGAAGGCGAGGGGAAACCUGAGAGAGAGGAGGCAGGAGGCUGCGCAAACCCCCUCCUCACCUCGCCUCUCACCCCCUCCAUCUAUCCAUCCAUCCUGUGUGUGCGUGUGUAGAUGACCUCUGCUCUUCUGUAAAGUUAACUGCUCAGCAUCAUGAACAAAAUGAAGAACUUUAAGAGGCGUUUCUCUCUGUCAGUUCCUCGCACUGAGACCAUUGAGGAAAAUGAGUUCACUGAGCAGAUCAACCAGCUCAACAUACGGCACACUCAGGGCCUGACUCCAGACAGACUGGGUCCUCCAUCUCAUGAUGUCAGCCCGGUGACUCCUGAACCAACCACUCCAGGAGCUCAGUCUCCAUCCCACCUCCACUACCACAGCAAGGCCCAGCACAGACGCUUCUCCAUGGAGGACGUUAGUAAGCGCAUGUCCCUGCCAAUGGACAUCCGCCUGCCUCCAGAGUUUCUGAAGAAGUUACAGAUGGAGAGUGAAAACUCACCGCUCUGCAAACCUCUCAGUCGCAUGUCUCGACGUGCCUCACUGUCUGACAUAGGCUUUGGGAAACUGGAAACAUAUGUGAAGCUUGGCAAACUGGGUGAGGGGACAUAUGCUACAGUUUUUAAAGGGCGGAGCAAACUCACUGAAAACCUGGUUGCACUGAAGGAGAUCCGGCUGGAACAUGACGAGGGGGCACCUUGCACUGCUAUCAGAGAAGUGUCUCUGCUUAAGAACCUGAAACACGCUAACAUUGUCACCCUGCAUGACAUCAUCCACACCGACCGCUGCCUCACUCUGGUGUUUGAGUAUCUUGACAGCGACCUUAAACAGUACUUGGACAACUGUGGGAACCUCAUGAGCAUGCAUAAUGUCAAGAUCUUCAUGUUCCAGCUGCUGCGUGGUCUGUCCUACUGUCACAAGAGGAAAAUCCUCCACAGAGACCUAAAGCCGCAGAACCUGCUCAUCAAUGACAAGGGCGAGCUGAAAUUAGCUGACUUUGGUUUGGCCAGGGCCAAGUCUGUCCCCACUAAGACCUAUUCCAACGAGGUGGUAACGCUUUGGUAUCGACCUCCUGACGUGCUGCUCGGCUCUACAGAAUACUCCACACCCAUCGACAUGUGGGGUGUGGGCUGCAUCCAGCAUGAGAUGGUAACAGGUCGUCCCAUGUUUCCCGGUGCCACCGUAAAGGAAGAGCUACAUCUUAUUUUUAGGCUCAUGGGCACUCCGACAGAAGAGACUUGGCCUGGUAUCAGCAGUAAUGAGGAAUUUAUGUCGUACGUCUUUCCUCAGUACAGGCCUCAGCCUCUCAUCAACCAUGUGCCCCGGUUGGACACAGAAGGGAUUGACCUGCUGUCUGCUCUGCUGCUGUACGACACCAGGAGCAGAAUCUCCUCGGAAGCUGCUCUACGUCACCCCUACUUCCUGAGUCUGGGAGACAACAUUCACAAUUUGGCAGACACUGCUUCAGUGUUUUCUCUCAGAGAGGUGCAGCUCCAGAAGGACCCAGGACACCGCAGCUCAGUGUUCCAGCCUUUAGGUCGAGGAAAGAACCGAAGACAAAGCAUCUUCUAGAGGUCAUGGCGAGGAAGGAGAGAGAUGCACACAGCGAGGAACUGCCUUUUCAGAUCACAGCACCAAGGCCAUCACAGUUCAACACAUUCACAGCACGCUCAUCUGCACGGACACACACGCAACUCACACACUCACUCAUUUCCAUGGCAGCUGACCAUGGAGGCACACAGAGUUUCUGGAGACAAACUUGGAUUGCACUUGAAAUACCUUCUUUAUCCAUACACACACAUACAUAUU
Messenger RNA from Archocentrus centrarchus (flier cichlid), 2020 nucleotides. RefSeq names its product cyclin dependent kinase 18 (gene cdk18). The record is from RefSeq and is a predicted model, not a curated record. Gene Ontology annotation, molecular function: ATP binding; cyclin-dependent protein serine/threonine kinase activity. Gene Ontology annotation, cellular component: cytoplasm; nucleus. The transcript has 16 exons. Gene Ontology annotation, biological process: protein phosphorylation. NCBI's taxonomy places the organism in Eukaryota, Metazoa, Chordata, Actinopteri, Cichliformes, Cichlidae. Bases 371 to 1783 code for a protein of 470 amino acids.